This is a messenger RNA of Laccaria bicolor S238N-H82, 486 nucleotides long. RefSeq lists its product as uncharacterized. The record is from RefSeq and is a predicted model, not a curated record. Bases 1 to 486 code for a protein of 161 amino acids. The transcript is spliced from 6 exons. NCBI's taxonomy places the organism in Eukaryota, Fungi, Basidiomycota, Agaricomycetes, Agaricales, Hydnangiaceae.
AUGUUUGGGUUUCUGUUUUCUUCCCCUCUUGCAUGUGCAAUAUUUAAUUUCAAUUCACUCCAGGGAGAGAUUGGGAAUGUUACUCUAAACAUCCCUGCCUAUAAUCUUUGGAGGCUUAUUAUCACAUCUGAGACUCUUCAUUGGGGAAGUGUUGGAUAUGUGCACCUCUCAAAGCUAUAUAUUGAAGUAUUCUAUCUAAUUCAAUAUGUGAUUGGAAAUUCAAAGAUUAGUAUUUUUUUUAACUCAGAUUUUGGGAAAGCUGAGGAGGUAAAGGAAGGUCAUGUUAGAAAUAUAUUUAUUCAUGACAGGAGAGGGUUCGCAGUACAAAAAUAUGAGAAACAUUGGGGCAUGGUAGAGCAUCAGAACCAAUUUGAAUUUGCAGGAUGGAGCAGCCAAGUUAUUGGCUAUGUGGAAGCAGGGUUUGGGGCCCAACACACUGCACUGUGGACUUGGCACAUACAGAUAUCAGAAAAAUUGCCACUGUGA